Messenger RNA from Enterobius vermicularis (human pinworm), 438 nucleotides. The record is from the annotation of a GenBank genome assembly. Lineage: Eukaryota; Metazoa; Nematoda; Chromadorea; Rhabditida; Oxyuridae.
AUGGUGAACAGCGUUGUUGUUGAGAACGGCAAAAUGGAAAUUUUACGUAAUGAAAAGUUGAACCUUCCAAAUCGGUCUGUCUUAGAAGAAUUUAUUCGACAACGGCAAAAGUGUCGCUUGGAACGUUUGCAUAGCGAACCGCCGCUUGCCGAAGCCGACGAAAGUCGAGCAGAUUCACCUUGCCUGUCUACAGCAUCGGAACUGCUUCCAGCCUGUGCAGUUCGAAUACUGGAACCGACUCGUAAUAUUCCAUACAUUACGGUACCAAAUCGAAGCUGCUAUUCAAACGGUUUUGAACGAAGUCGUUUCAGCCGAUACGAUUCCGGUGCUUCGGCUGCAAUUGGCAACAAGCUAAAAAUGUUUGAUCGGCUUGCACAAGCCGAGAAUGCACUAAACGCUAGUUGUCACGGUCUAUCUGUACCAUUUGCACAUAGGUAA